This is a messenger RNA of Laetiporus sulphureus 93-53, 1782 nucleotides long. Its product is annotated as adenylosuccinate lyase. The transcript has 12 exons. The coding region runs from base 189 to 1643 and encodes 484 amino acids. The record is from RefSeq and is a predicted model, not a curated record. Gene Ontology annotation, molecular function: N6-(1,2-dicarboxyethyl)AMP AMP-lyase (fumarate-forming) activity; (S)-2-(5-amino-1-(5-phospho-D-ribosyl)imidazole-4-carboxamido) succinate lyase (fumarate-forming) activity. NCBI's taxonomy places the organism in Eukaryota, Fungi, Basidiomycota, Agaricomycetes, Polyporales, Laetiporaceae. Gene Ontology annotation, biological process: 'de novo' AMP biosynthetic process. Gene Ontology annotation, cellular component: cytosol.
AUCCCCGAAAGUGGCCCGUCCAGAUCAGAUUGAAUGGAUGCAGAUGUCCUGACUCGGGCGCCUGCGGCAAUCAUUUUCUUGGAUUUGAGCCGGCCACAGAGCCUUCAAAAACGAGCGCAUCCGUGCCUGCUCAGCGGCGCAACACAAUCCAUCGGAUCGAGCCUCUUCGCAGGAACCAUAUAGAGAAGAUGGAGAGCUUUGACUCGUACCAAACUCCCCUAUCGAGCCGCUAUGCGAGCAAAGAGAUGUCCCAUCUCUUCUCCGCCUCCAAUCGCUUCCACACCUGGCGAAAGCUAUGGCUGAACCUCGCGAUCGCGGAGAAGGAGCUCGGUCUGCCGAUCUCGGACGAGGCUAUCAAGGAGAUGAGGGAGAACCUCUACUUGACGCUGGAACAGUUUGAGAUCGCUGCGAAGGAGGAGAAGAAGCGGCGGCACGAUGUCAUGGCGCAUGUACACACGUUUGGACACGUCGCCCCUGCCGCCGCGGGUAUCAUCCACUUGGGCGCGACGUCGUGCUACGUUACAGACAAUGCGGACCUGAUCUUCAUCCGCGAGGCGCUCACGCUGCUCAUGAAGAAGCUCGUCGUGGUCAUCCACCGCUUUGCGGCGUUCGCGGGGCAAUAUAAAGACCUCCCGACGCUUGGCUUCACGCACUUUCAGCCGGCACAGCUGACCACGGUGGGGAAGCGGACAACACUGUGGUUGCAGGAGCUUCUGUGGGAUUUGCGGAACAUCAGGCGCGCCCGUGAUGAUAUCGGCUUCCGAGGCGUGAAAGGGACGACGGGCACGCAGGCGAGCUUCCUCAGUCUCUUCGAUGGGGACCACGAAAAGGUCGAAGCGCUCGACCGCCGCGUCACCGAGCUCUUGGGAUUCAGCUACACCUACCCGGUGACCUCGCAGACCUACUCGCGCAAGAUCGACAUCGAUGUCCUCGCGCCGCUCGCAAGCCUAGGUGCGACCGCGCACAAGCUCGCGACCGACCUGCGGCUCCUAGCCAGCUUGAAGGAAGUCGAGGAACCGUUCGAGGCGACGCAGAUCGGCUCGUCGGCGAUGGCGUACAAGAGGAACCCGAUGCGCUCGGAGCGCAUUUGCAGUUUGUCUAGGCACCUCAUGGUGCUCCAUCAAAAUACGCUCAUGACGUCCAGCGUGCAGUGGUUCGAGCGCACGCUUGAUGACAGCGCAAACCGCCGUAUCACGCUGCCAGAGGCGUUUUUGACGGCGGACAUUGUCCUGACGACGCUGCAGAAUGUGUCCGAGGGCCUUGUCGUGUACCCGAAGGUAAUCGAACGCCGGAUCGCGCAGGAGCUGCCGUUCAUGGCGACGGAAAAUAUCAUCAUGGCGAUGGUCAAGCAGGGCGGGGACCGCCAAGAGGCGCACGAAAAGAUUCGCGUGCUUUCGCACGAGGCCGCACACCAGGUGAAGGCGCUCGGGCUCGAGAACGACCUUAUCGCGCGCGUGCGUGCGGAGCCAUACUUCGACCCGAUCAAGGACCAGCUGGACGAGCUGCUCGAUCCGAAGAGCUUCAUCGGACGUGCGCCGGAGCAGGUGGACAAGUUCUUGAAGGAGUGGGUGCAGCCGGCGCUAGAGGACGAGGAGCAUCAGGAGAGUAUUCAGAGGAGCGAAAAGGCCGAAUUGCACGUUUGAGGGUGCUCCGAAGGGCAAGGGGUGCAAUGAAACAGUUUGCCUGAUUCGUUGAUCUGCGAGCUCAUGCGCUCAACUUUCGGGCCUUUGACAAUGAAUUGACCUAAUUCCAGCGCUGUGGUCGGAUCAAAUGGGCAGUGGC